Branchiostoma floridae (Florida lancelet) is the source of this 7177-nucleotide messenger RNA. RefSeq names its product sodium channel protein type 4 subunit alpha B-like. Gene Ontology annotation, molecular function: voltage-gated sodium channel activity. The transcript has 30 exons. Gene Ontology annotation, cellular component: axon; voltage-gated sodium channel complex; plasma membrane. Gene Ontology annotation, biological process: sodium ion transmembrane transport; membrane depolarization during action potential; neuronal action potential. Lineage: Eukaryota; Metazoa; Chordata; Leptocardii; Amphioxiformes; Branchiostomatidae. The record is from RefSeq and is a predicted model, not a curated record. The coding region runs from base 495 to 6221 and encodes 1908 amino acids.
GCCGGGAAGGACAACAGAGCGCAUGCUCUAUUGUUACUGUUAAGCCUGUCACGACAGAGUGCCAAACGUAUAAAGGUUGUGCAUGGUGGUCGGUCAUUUACACAGCCUUGUCUUUUUCGAGUGGUAUUGGACGUCUUUUAAACCCAGUUAAGGUUAGGACAAAUGUCCUAGUACGGAGGCAUUCCACCCGAGAGAAGUAAGAUGGCACGGGGGAAUACAGAUCGACUCGAGGGCCGACAGCCACGCACCUGUUACCGAGGAGCCUGUGGGCAUCCCAACCAGCGAGCUUAAUUCGGUAACGAGUCGGGCUUACUUCAUGGGAGACAAGAGGGAAGUGGGGGACACGAUUGGCAUUCCUGAGCCCGGCCCCGGGGGCAGGCGACGAGAGGCAUGCUCCACACGAUAGGCAGCUGCCAGGAAACGGCGCCCGUGCAGCUGGAGAAUUAACCAAUAUCGUGAACCAUCGGAUCUCAGUGUUCGUGCUAGCACCAUGGAUGUAUGUGUACACAGUUGGUGAAAACAUAUCAUCCGAAAUGGAGAGAGCUUACAUGUUUCGACCCUUCACUCGGGAAACACUACUGGAGAUCGAGCGUAGGAUUGUAGAGGAGAAACAGCACGACGAUGCUCUUCUCUCCCCGCCUGGCUCCCCGGCUCACGGGCACAGCUCAGCAGGCUCCCCCAGCCACCACAGUGUCGCCGACCGCGAUGCUCGGCCAGCAAGGGACGCCCCUGACUCCGAGUUGGAAGCGGGGCGCUCUUUGCCAACUUCACUUGGAAGAUUCCCCAGGAAGUUGUAUGGGAGACCUGUCGAAGAUGUCGACCCGUACUACCUUAACAAGAAGACGUUCAUCGUUGUCAGCAAGAAGGGAGAAAUUGCGAGGUUUAGCGCGACAAAUGGACUGUGGCUGCUGUCUCCAUUCUGCACAAUCCGGGGGCUGGCGCUGUACAUCCUGGUACAUCCGUGGUUCAGCUUGUUGGUGAUGAUGGCGAUUCUAGUCAACUGUGUUUUCAUGACGAUGACCGCCCCUCCAGAGAUGACAGAAUACGUUUUUACUGGUGUUUACUCUUUCGAGAUGAUUGUAAAGAUAUUGGCAAGAGGUUUUAUUCUAGAGCAAUUCACAUAUCUCCGAGACGCUUGGAACUGGCUCGACUUCAUAGUCAUACUUUUAGCCUAUGUUACUAUGUUUGUUGAUCUGGGGAACCUUUCUGCUCUGAGAGCCUUCAGAGUACUCAGGGCACUGAAGACUAUUUCUGUAGUGCCAGGUUUGAAAACCAUAGUGAAAGCUUUGAUAGAAUCAGUAAAGAAUCUUCGGGACGUUAUCCUGCUGACAGUAUUCUGCCUGGCUGUCUUCUCACUCCUCGCCCUGCAACUCUACAUGGGGACCCUACUGAACAAGUGUGUGCGUCAUCUACCGACAGACAACGGAACAGCAUCAAAUGUUACAGACGAGAUAUACAUGGCGCACAUAAACAACGAAACAAACUGGUACUAUUACAACGGAGAGUGGCCUCUAUGUGGAAACGCCAGCGGUGCAGGACAAUGCCCCACUGGGUACACGUGCCUUCCAGGAAUAGGGACGAACCCAAACCAUGGCUACACAAGUUUCGACACUUUCGGCUACGCGAUGUUAUCUUCCUUCCGCCUUAUCACACAAGACUACUGGGAGAACCUUUACCAAUUGAUAAUCCGAGCGGCCGGUCCGUGGAACAUGCUGUUCUUCGUCUUCAUCAUCUUCCUGGGGUCCUGUUACCUCAUCAACCUGAUGCUGGCCGUGGUGGCCAUGUCAUACGCGGAUGCGAACGACAAUGACGAUGACGACGAUUCGUCCUCCUCCUCAUCGUCGUCGUCGUGUUCCUGUUCGGGGAGCGGGUCAUGUCACUCUGGAGACUGCUGCUGCGAAUGUGUCUCCGUGGCAAGUGACGCAGAACGUGGUUCCAACCAUUCCCUGGAUAAAACAGGCAGCAAACGCGGCAGCAGAUUCAGCAUUCACAACGUAAUUUUGCGGAGUAGAUCGUAUGAAUUGUUGAACGACAGCAUUGUCCAGAGCCCCACCAUGGACAGCAUGGUUCGGAGUCCAGAUACAGAGCGGACGUCUCUUCCAGAUAUCCUCAGCAACCAAUCGGAAAUGGACAUGAAGGUUAUUUCUAACGAACAAAACGUUCCAAAUGGGAUGGCGCCAGAAUCAUGCCAUAACUGUAAGAAUUGGCAAGAUGUCAGAGACUUCAAGGGAAAAACAAACACGGAAAUACCAUGGUACUAUGAUACGGAUGACGAUGAAGACGUUGAAACUAAAGAAAAGCUGGCGGACAAGUUGAAAACCUGGUGUUGCAAUACCUUUUGGAACAGUUGGGAGUGUUGUUCUUGCUUCAAACGAUUUCAAGAAAUCCUGUCCCUUUUUGUCAUGGAUCCGUUGAUAGACCUCUUGAUCACACUAUGCAUUGUUCUGAACACAAUGUUUAUGGCUAUGGACCACUACGGCAAAAGCGAGUCUUUUGAACUGACCCUUAAAACAGGAAACUACGUUUUUACGGCCAUAUUUGCAGCUGAAUUUUUUCUGAAGUUGCUUGCCCUCGGGCCUGCAGUGUACUUCAGCAGUGGCUGGAACUGUUUCGAUGCCAUCAUCGUUAUCCUCAGUCUGGCCGAACUUGGAUUAGAAGGCGUCCAGGGGCUGUCAGUUCUCAGGUCAUUCAGAUUGCUGAGAGUAUUUAAGCUUGCCAAGUCCUGGCCGACGUUAAACCUGCUCAUCUCCAUCAUUGGCAGCUCCAUAGGUGCCUUGGGCAAUCUGACGUUCAUCCUCGGCAUAGUUGUCUACAUUUUCGCUGUGAUCGGAAUGCAGCUUUUUGGAGCUGAGUAUGAGAAGAGAUUGGAUCUUUUUGACGGCGAGUUACCCAGAUGGAGUUUUGUGGACUUUUUGCACUCCUUCCUCAUCAUCUUCAGAGUGCUGUGUGGAGAGUGGAUUGAAAAUAUGUGGGUGUGCAUGCUCGUCAACGGAUGGGCCUGCAUCCCCCUCUUCAUUCUGUCAAUGAUUAUAGGCAAUUUGGUGAUCCUGAACCUAUUCUUGGCUUUGCUGUUGAGCUGCUUCAGUGCAGAUUCUCUAGCAGACAGACCGGAAGGUGAUGGUGAACCAAACAAUCUGCAACUGGCAGUAGAGAAACUCAAACGAUGGGCCAAAAUGUUACUUGACUUAUGCCGCCCGAGUUUUUGGAGAAAACGACGAAAAGGAAAAGAAAAGUUCAACGAAGCGAAUCCUACGGACGGAGAAACCUCCAGGGAAGCUGUAGAAGAGACGGUGAACGAGCAAGUCCUCGAUUCCGUUUACACCGUCAAUCUUCCAGAGGAGGUUCCAAAAACUUUACCAACAGUGACGCCAUCCCAAUUCCUGUUGGGAUCGCCCACCCCAGCGCCAUUGUGUAGAUUCGGUUCGAACUAUGACGUCACAGUCGUUGUUCCCACGCGCCCCAUGAAUGGCCAUGCACCGAUCGAUGGAGCUGCGCUGAUGAAGAACGUUGAUUCAAACCAAGUGCCAGUAUUUAACCAUAGAUUAUCAGAAAAGGGUGCAGAUGACCUUGGCAUUUGUAAUGAAUUUGGAGCAGCGCAGUCGUCCCAGGGUGCAGAAAAUGGGAAACCGAUCAACUGCAAAUCACCGAAUCACCAAGACAACAGUGAACAAAAGAGUGGCCGGCCAGAAGGAGAGAGCACUGGUACUGGAAAUGUCAAUGAUGACGAUGAUGAAGAUGCUGAUGUUAUCAUCGAUUGCUGUCCUCCUGUAUGUUAUCCAUGCUGCUACAAAUGUUGUGCAUGUGCCAAUGAGGAGAGAAAGGCAGGGGAGAUAUGGAAGAAUGUCCGGCUAAAAGCAAACUUCAUCGUUCUUCACAAGUACUUCGAAACGUUUAUCGUUGGGAUGAUUUUGCUGAGCAGUCUGGCACUGGCUUUCGAAGACAUAUAUCUUAAAGACAGACCCGCCUUGCAGCUUGGCCUGAACAUCGCGGAUCGACUGUUUGCCGUGAUCUUCUGCUGUGAGAUGCUGAUAAAGUGGAUUGCGUUUGGGUACAGAAAAUACUUCACCAAUGCCUGGUGUUGGCUUGACUUUGUCAUCGUUAUGAUUUCCCUGCUUGGAAUAGGGGCUGAGGCUCUUGGCCUUUCUAAUCUGUCGGCAUUCAGAUCGAUGCGAACACUGAGGGCUUUGCGACCGCUGAGAGCAAUUUCCAGGGCCGAGGGCAUGAGGGUAGUGGUGAAUGCACUGGUGAAGGCCAUCCCGUCUAUCAUGAACGUGCUGAUGGUGUGCCUUGUUUUCUGGCUCAUCUUUGCUAUCAUGGGCGUCCAACUAUUUGGUGGACAGUUCUUCAAGUGUGUAGAUGAAAACAACAAACGGCUACCAACCAACAUUACCGAUAACAAAGAAGAGUGCCUGAUGAAAAAUUACACUUGGAUUAACUCCAAGAUCAACUUCGACAACGUGGGUCAAGCUUAUCUGGUAUUGUUUCAAGUGGCGACGUUCAAAGGAUGGAUAGAGAUCAUGGCCGAUGCUGUGGACGUCAGAGGGGUCGGAAUGCAGCCAGACAGAGAGACCAGCCUGUACUUCUACUUGUACUUCGUUGUCUUCAUCAUCUUUGGCUCCUUCUUCACUCUUAAUCUCUUCAUCGGUGUCAUUAUCGACAAUUUCAACGCCCAGAAGAAGUGCAUGAUAAGGGAAGGAGGGGAGUCAGAGGACCUUUUUAUGACGGAGGACCAGAAGAAAUAUAGAAAGGCUAUGAAGAAGCUUGGAUCGAAAAACGCAAAGAAAGCGAUACCAAGACCAACGAACUGUGUCCAGGGCUGGUUCUACGACACAGCGUUGAACCAGAAGUUUGAUAUUACCAUCAUGGUCUUCAUCUGCCUGAACAUGGUUUCUAUGAUGAUUGAGCACUACAGACAGAGCGACAAGCUUAAAGAGGCGCUGGAACUCAUCAACAUCAUCUUCAUCGCUGUCUUCACCUUCGAAGCUGUGUUGAAGAUCAUAGGGCAGCGGUGGUACUAUUUCAAGCAACCCUGGAAUAUCUUUGACUUCGUCGUGGUAGUGAUGUCGUUAUUAGGACUUAUACUCGCUGACUUCAUCGCAAAGUAUUUCGUCUCACCAACAUUGUUGCGGGUGGUGAGAGUUGCUAGAAUUGGACGGGUCCUCAGGCUCAUUCGUGGAGCAAAGGGAAUACGGACCCUUCUAUUUGCAUUAGCUUUAUCCCUACCAGCUCUUCUUAACAUAGGAUUGCUGUUGUUCCUCGUCAUGUUUAUAUUUGCCAUAUUUGGCAUGUCAAACUUUGCUUAUGUGAGAAAAAGUAAUGGUCUAAAUGAUGUUAUCAAUUUUGAGACAUUCGGAAACAGCAUGAUAACUCUCUUCCAAGUAUCUACUUCAGCCGGUUGGAACGGGAUAUUGGACCCACUUAUAAACGAUGGUCCCCCGAACUGUGAUCCGGAGGCGGACACCCCAUCCUCGAACGGAGACUGUGGGAAUUCCGGAGUGGCUAUAUUUUUUGUGGUGGUGUACCUUAUGGUCAGCUUUCUAAUCGUGAUAAACAUGUACAUUGCCAUUAUUCUGGACAACUUCAGUCAGGUCCGCCAAGAGGUUGAGGAGGGAGGAGUAACGGAGGACGACGUGGAGAUGUUCUAUGCCGUGUGGGAACGUUACGACCCAGACGCCACCGAAUAUAUACAAUACGAACGUCUCUCAGACUUCGUUAACGAGUUGGAGCCACCUCUUCAAAUCAAGAAACCAAACAAAAUAACAUUAGCAUAUCUGAAUAUCCCUAUAAUGCAAGGGGAACGAAUAUACAGCAAGCAUCUGUUAAAAGCUUUGACCAAAUUUGUUUUGGGAACAGUUGGAAAAGAAGAUGAUGACGACGAAGAGGACGUGCCUGGUCCAGAUGAAGCGCAUAAGAUGGAAGAGAUCCCGAUAUCGUCAACUUUGGUGAAGAGAAGAGAGGAGGUUGCUGCUCGUGUUUUCCAGAGGUGGUAUCGAAAAAUCAUGAGUGAAAGAAAACAGAAGGAGAAACACACGGACAAUCGCACACCUCACGAACUGACGGAACAGACGGAAAUAGAACAGGCAAAGUCUAGUCCAGGGGAACGUAAGCGAAAACAAACGUCUAUAUUGCCUAUCAUUUUAAAACCUACACUGUUGGACCCGACAAACUUAAUCAGAUCACCAAAACUUACAAUUAGAGGGAAAAAGGAUACGAAUAGCUGAUUUACUUCGCAUGUGGAACAAGUCUAGGAUUUUGAUUCUCGAGACCACAAGAAUAACUGAGUCUUUAGAUGAAAAGAAAUUGUCUUGCUGCUAAACAGCUAUUCUUUCCACAAAAUGGGAGUUUUCUUAUUUAUUCUAGACGUAUUUAUUUUUAUAGAAUAUUAUUGACAUUGUAAGACGUAAAAAGAUUUAGAAGUAGUCUGUCCUUAUAUGCCAUAUAUAAACACAAGUGUACGCGUGAUGAAAUUUGCCAAUGACACAGAUAUUCACUUUUGAUACAUAAUAAAUGUGUGAAUUUCAUCUGAUGUAUCUGAUGGAGAAACAACAACUAGAUGAUAUCAAUUAUCUUCAAAGUUGUUAGAUGUCUACGUUUUGAUAUGCCAAAAGGUUAUACAAGUGAUUUAUACAGCAAACUCAUUCUUUCAUCAAAUGAGUUGAAAUUUGCACAACGCUAAAAGCAAUUGCUUCAGUUUUAAUGUGUGGUCAACUUGAAAUGAACUCAGUCACACUUGAUAAUCUGAGCCAGACAUUGAGAUGAUGUUGUCUCAAUGAGAUACAUGCCUUUACCUUCGAACAAAAUUUCAACUCAUUUCAUGGAAUCUAGCUUGCUAAAAUGGCACUUGCAUUACGUUUUGACUCGCCCUUGUAUGUCCCAGUUAACUGGUACAAAGCAACACAUGAAAAAGCUGUAUGAUUACAAAGGUGCACUGCUAUGUCAGAAACUUAAACGUGAAUUACGUCAAAUGGAAAAAGAAUGGUGUGUUGUGGAAAAAUAAAAAGAUAACUUAUAAUGUUAUGUCAUGGAUAUUACCUUUUGCGCGAUGGUCAUAGGUCAUUCAACAUGGGUUGGAGAUAUGCGGAACAAUCAAAAUGGAGACCUUUCUUUUACUACGAAAUGUCUUUCCUUCAUUAUCAGUCACUUGAAGUUCACAGUAAAUAAAAAGUUGCAAACAUUA